Salmo salar (Atlantic salmon) is the source of this 1994-nucleotide messenger RNA. Lineage: Eukaryota; Metazoa; Chordata; Actinopteri; Salmoniformes; Salmonidae. The record is from RefSeq and is a predicted model, not a curated record.
CAACGUCAGAGUAGUGUUUAAAACGCAGAUUAUUCCUUGGGCAUGGGGGUCAGUGUAACGCAUUUUGACUUGAGUUAUUGGUUUUACCCAGCACUCUGUCUUGUAUUCUGCACCAUGGCGAACUCUUAAACGCUGUACUUUUGGCUACUACGCUGUAUUUAUUCCGCCUGCCCUAAAUCUGACAAAGAUCUAACCCUUCGAAGGGUUUCAAACUCACUUUAUUUUUAUUUUUUUAAAGUCAACGAAAACCUACAGCAACUCGCGCUUUGGAACUCUGUGGAGACGCCAUUUGGCAAUGACAUCGCUCCCGUGCGCUCUGUGCAUAAUAUGGAUAUGUCUGGUCUGUCAUUCGACGGGAACGGGAUUUAUUUACCAGUUUCCCGGAGUGACUGGUCAAAGCGUCAACUCGGAGCAGAGAGCGACCACAGGUUCACCAGGCAGCGGAUCAAACAUUCACCUCAGGAACUGGUGCCAGUACAAUGUGUUGAGGACCGUAAAGUGCCAGGUGCACAAUGGGACAGAGACCAUGGUGCAGAGAGUGUUCCAAGGCUGCCGCUGGCCAGGACCCUGCACCAAACUCAUCAGCUACAGGACCGUGGUCAGGCCGUCUUAUAAGGUGGCCUAUCGGCAGGUCACAGCUCGGGAGUGGAGGUGUUGUCCUGGGUUUGUAGGGGAUGAAUGUCGAGAAGAGUGUAUGAACUGCACUGGCUUCACUGACAUAAACAACAGACUGAACUUCAUCGAGUCCAAGAUUAAGAUGCUAGAGGGAGCAGGUUCACCAUCACCUUCCUUCAACAACUCAACAGAGGGCUCCAAUGACAACGUGAUGUACACCCCCACCCCCACCCCCAUAGGCCCUCCAUCUAACCUGCACCCAGGAGGAAGAGGACCUCCAGGGCCAAUCGGAUCACCAGGAAUUCCUGGCCCAGCUGGCGAGGCAGGGGUUCCAGGACAGACGGGCCCCACAGGGCCAACGGGAGAGAGAGGAAGACCAGGAGAGAUCGGUCUUCCAGGCCUCCCCGGACCUCCAGGCCCUCCAGGGCCACCCUCCUCCUCUACCCGGCCGAGAGGUGACAUGUUUGGGUUCGACGAGCAGGCAGAGGAGAACCCUCUUACUCCAACUCUUCCUGAGUUGGUAGCUGGCCCUCUCGGUCCAUCUGGUCCCUCUGGACCUCCAGGUCCCCGUGGACCAAUCGGACCAGCAGGAGUUCCAGGUCUCCCAGGGCGAGACGCAGUGGGAGGCCUCCAAGGCAAGGCUGGGAAUCCCGGUCCUAAAGGAGAUGCAGGGGAGAGGGGCCCUUCAGGAUUACCAGGGGAGCACGGCCAGCCUGGGCAGUCUGGGCAGAAGGGGGAGCCAGGAGAGGGUUUACCUGAGGGGGGCGCUGAAGGAGUGCAGCAGCUGAGGGAAGCUCUCAAGAUCCUGGCAGAGAGAGUUCUGAUUCUGGAACACAUGAUUGGCCUCCACGAGAGUCCAGUGGAAUCAGGCUCUGGACUGGAGAGCCUACCAGACUCCUUUUCCUUCCCCGCCGUCAAGACCAGACUGGCCGAGUCCACCAUCAAGACCACGCGACUCCAGCCUCUCCAACUCUCCUCCCGUCCAUCCUCAAGGAAACAAUCUGGUGGCCAGACAGAGACAAUGUCUUUUUUAAGACACCAAUGAGUGUUUAGUGUGUGUGUGUGUGUGUGUGUGUGUGUGUGUGUGAUAGUAAUGGCUAUGGAAAGAUGUAGUAUCAAAAACCCUGCAGAAAGUAUUCAUUUACAUAAUGCAUGACUGGAUAUAUUUUCAGAAAUAUACUCAUAUGUAUUCUCUCUUCUGUGUAGUACACAAUUUAAUUAACAUGCUGUUCUGAGAGCUGAAACCAGACCAUGUUCUGUUCUGUUCUGUUCUGUUCUGUUCUGCUCUGAGAGCUGAAACCAGACCAUGUUCUGUUCUGUUCUGAGAGCUGAAACCAGACCAUGUUCUGUUCUGUUCUGAGAGCUGAAACCAGACCAUG